Molecule: messenger RNA, 2762 nt
Organism: Styela clava
Lineage: Eukaryota; Metazoa; Chordata; Ascidiacea; Stolidobranchia; Styelidae
Product: trafficking protein particle complex subunit 12-like
Cellular component (GO): Golgi apparatus; TRAPP complex
Molecular function (GO): protein binding
Source: RefSeq, a predicted model, not a curated record
GGAUGAGGUCACUUUUCAUAGGAUAUGCGCUAUGAUAAUUGUCAUCAGGGAUGUCCAAAUUUGGAUUUGACUGGUUAUCUAUCAAAACAAUGCUUAUCUUAUCUAUUCUACAUUACCAAAUUCAGUUUCUAUCAAUUUACAGUGCUUGUUAUCAAUUUCUUUGCAGUACAUUUUCCUGAUCAUUAUAAUAUCAAUAGCCUACUCGAAAUUGUAGAAUGUAUUUGAAACAUUGAACUAUUCAAUUUUGGAUAUGCUAGCUUAUUAUUACUAUAAAUACACUUUCUGGAUUCCCACUGCGUAAUGUCCGAUAAGCUUUAAAUAUAUCUGAUGAACUGACUUUUCAUGUAAUAUUAACACUGACUUCUUACUGCCGUGAUUUUAGAGGAUAUAUAAAUUGUCUAGAUAUAGUUGUGAGGUAUGGCUGAUGGAGGUGGCGACGUCCAAAACAACCAAUUACCGAAUGAACCCAUCCCAGUUUGUACCCUUUUCAGUGAUGGGUCAAUCGACACAACAUUAUCUCAGAAAGAAUUGAAAAAAGAUUUUUCUGACGUGUCCAAUUCUCAAAACGUGGUUCAAGUUAAAGAAAAUGAAUCAAAAGAGCCUGAGUUGUGUGAUGUGUUUGGCAGUGGCAAUUCGAUUCCUACAUUAUCUGGUGAUGAUAUAUUUUCGAAAAUUUCAGAAGACGCAAAAGCGGAUGAAGCCGCUCACGAUCAUUCAUUUACAUCUGAGAGCAUAGAUGAUAGCAGUAUUUCGACCCCAAUGACAGAAUCCAUAAAAUUAACCCCUUCAAUGGAAACGCUGCGAUUGAAUCGCUCAGUCGAUUCAUUCAUUGUCGAAGAAUUAAUAGAAUCUGAUGAAAUUCCUGAAAACUCAGGUAAAAUGGCUCAGGAUGUAUUAUUAAAUGAAUCACAGCCAGUGCCUUCGGCAGGAAUACCAUCGUUUUCAAUAUCGCCAGAUGAUAUGGUGAACACAGAAUCUGCUAUCUCUGAUUUACCAAACGAUAUUGAAGUGGAUGAUAUCAUUGAAGACACAUCAAUGGAAAUUGAAAAACUAUCUUUGGAAGAUCCAAAUGUAAAACAACUUUCAGAAAAUGAAGACACCUCGAUACAAGAAUCUAAAAUGACUUAUGAAGAAUCGAAAAGUACCGAAAUCAACGAGACUGAAGAAGUAUCUACGCAACAAACGAAUACUGAACCCGAAAUUCAACCUGAAAUUCCAACUACUGGUUUAUUAUUCACCUCUGUUCAAGAUAAGCAACAAACUUUGUUUCCAAGUCCAGUAUCUGAACGACAUGGUAUAGAAAUAGAGGAAGAUGACCCGUUUGCUGCUGCUUUGAGUAACAGUGUUCUUGAUCGAAGACGUGAUGCCUGGCUUCCUUGUGAAGACACCAGAGCCAUAUUGACCGCUGCAAUUGUGAACCAUAAAUCUCCUGAUUUAGAAAUGGAGAAGAUUACUAGACCAGGAUUAUCUACCAGUGAAUUGUUAGAGGAUCCGGUCAAAGAGCUUGUCGUGAGAAUGACAGGGUCAGAGAAUGUUGUGAAACGUGGCAAUCUGACAAUGGACGAUGUCACUCUCAAUAAAGAUGGAAUCAAAAAACUGAUGGAAUCUGGCAAUCUACGAUCUGCUGCAAACCUGUGUGCUAAACUAUUAACAACUCAUGGUCAAGGAUUUGGUCAAGUUACACGAAUGACACUCAAUACAUCAGAAACAUUACAGUUGUGGUACACUCGCAUAUAUAUCCUCACAAAAUUAAAACUAUAUGACAUGGCUACAAGUGAAAUUUCUACUUUCAAAAAUCUCGACAAUGCAGACUUGUACUAUGAAUUUUAUCCUGAUGUCUAUCCAGGUCGUCGAGGGUCCAUGGUUUCAUUUUCAUUUCGACUUCUCCAUGCUGAGUUUCCACGUCAUGUGGACAGAGCUCAAUUAUCAUUGGCUCGUCUGCACCGAAUAUUAAAUGUUUGUGAUAAGAUAUUACAAAAUUUAAACGAUGGAAAGACAGAAGUUGGGGAAAUGACCGUUCUGAAUUCCAAUGAUGUCGAAGCUUCCAUCAAACUUUGGAAUGAAAGAAAAGUCAGAACUUUGUUCUCUAUUGGUAAUACGUUGAUGCAAUUGAAAGAUUAUACUCUUGCAGUUGAAGUUUAUGACAGAAUAUUGAAAAUGCAUCCAGAGAGUGCUGUUGCUCUACAAAGUGGUAUCGGUCGGGUUUAUCUGCACCUCGGCGAUAUACGAGCUGCACAAUUACGAUUCACAGAAGCUGAAAAGGCUGGUGGCAAUGAAGCAGAACAUAAAGUGCAAUUAACAUUAAAUAGGGGAUUCAUGUAUAUAGGAACAAAUAACUGGAAAGAAGCUGUUACGCAAUUCGAGUCAGUUUUGGCAUUGCAGCCUCAUAAUAUCAUUGCUCUGAAUAACAAAGCUGUUUGCAUGUUGUAUCUGGGCAAAUUGAAAGAUGCAAUCGCAAUACUUGAAUCUGGUGCAAAUGAGCAAACUACUCCUGAUAUUUUCAACAAAGUUACAAACAUAGACUGGCAACAGAUCAUGCUACAAGGUCUUAUUUCUAAUUUGUCAACCCUUUAUGAACUCGAAUCAUCAAGAUAUGUCUUGAAGAAGCGCGGGAUAUUUUUGAAGCAAAUUGCACCAACAUGUAGCGACAGUUUCAAUACAGCCUGUUUCAAAGAAAUUUAAUGUCCGUCUAUUUAAUUGAAAAGUUCUUUGAAUGAUUGUUGAAUAUUUUAUAAUGUGCAAUAAAAUGUAGUUAAAUGAGG